UUUAUUAUUCCCUACUAUUCACGCCCUAUUCCCUAUUUAUUACAUAGUUUCAACAUUUCUGUUGGCAACACUGCUUGUAACCAAAAUACACUAAUGGUAUUGGAUCACAAACCUAUCACUUGUAUAUUUUUUCGUUAAUUCUAAGUUAAAUGUAAAUAUAUACAAUGGCUGGUAUAGAAAUAUUUAAUAGCAUUUUAAGUAUUGUUGAUAAUAAUACUAAAAAACCUGAACAAUUUUUAACCGUGCAAAACGGUGUUGCUCUGGAUUUUAAAAAUUCCUUAAAGCAUUUAUAUGACUUCACGAAACGUGAAUCACAAAGAAACACGAAUGCUUUGCCGGAGCUUGUUACAGAAGGUUUUGACGAAGAGCAGAUUUGGCAGCAAAUUGAAUUACAAAAUGAGGGUGAACUUGACCACUUAAUUAGUGGUGUUUCUAAACUACUAGCCAAAACCAAAGCAUUCAAGCUACCAGUCAGUACAACUAAAUUGAAAUCUGUACCUGAACAAAAUGAAGAUCUACCAGAGGAUACAGAGAAAAUUAUUAAAGAAGAAACUGAUGACGAUGAAGAAGAACUAAAGAGUACUUCAAAACACCAGAAAAAUUUAAAGAGAAGAAGAAAGAAAUCAUCUAUAGUGGAUGAUAAAUUUUUUAAAUUAGAAGAGUUAGACGAAUACUUAACAAAAGAAGAAAGGAAAGAAAAACAGAACGAAGUAAGGAACGAAGAAGAUUCUGACAAUGAAUCCGUAGAUUUGUUCAAUGAUUUUUCUGAUGAUAAUGAUGACAAAACUGAGAAGGCAGAACUAUUGAAGUACGCAGAUUUCUUCGAUAGUCCAGAGAGUGAAGGUGAAGAAUCUAAUAAUUCCAUACAACACAAACACAACGAAAGAUCUGACGAUAAUGAAUCACUAGAUAAUGAUAGUGAUUUGGAUAAUGAAAUGGAUAUAGAUAGUGAAAUAGAAAAUCAAAAGACUUCCAAGAAAAAGGUUACGUUUAACCUUACAAAUGACUCUGAUGAGUCAGAUAGUUUAGAAAAUAAGAAUAUGAAGUUGAAAGAAGAUACAGAAGUUAAGUCUUCUUUAGAAAUGCGGCAAGAGAGAUUAAAAACAAAGAUUGAAAAGCUGGAAGAGGAAGCUAUAAGAGACAAACCUUGGCAACUGAAAGGUGAAAUCAGUGGAACAAGCAGGCCACAAAAUUCUUUGCUGGAGGAAUUUGUAGAAUUUGAUAUUACAACCAGACCUGCCCCUGUAAUUACUGAACAAACAACAUUAAAACUAGAAGAUAUAAUUAAACAAAGAAUCAAAGAUAAAGCUUGGGAUGAUGUUGAGAAGAAGUUUAAACCAGUUGAGACUCCAUUGGAAUAUAAGAAGAAAUUGAUCUUGAAUCAGGAAAAAAGUAAAGAAAGUUUAUCUCAGAUAUACGAAAAUGAGUACCUUAGACAGAAGGAAGCAUUAAAUCCAGAUAACAAUGAGAAAGAAGAGGAAGAACCAAAAUUGCAUAUGGAAAUUCGUGAAAUGAUGAACUCCUUGUUCUCUAAGUUGGAUGCUUUGUCCAAUUUCCACUUCACUCCAAGACAGGCUAAACCAGAGAUUAGAGUGGUUAAUAAUAUGCCUGCAAUCAACAUGGAAGAAGUGGCUCCAGUUGGACUGAGUGAUGCUGCUUUAUUAGCACCAGAAGAAAUUAAAGCCAAACCACGAGGUGAUGUGAUUGGUAAGACGGAAAGAACCAAAACGGAUAUGAAACGAGAACGAAGACGUAAAAAGAUGAGACAACGUUCUAGAAAAGAAGCCAUGGAGCAGAAGGAGAAAUUAAAUUCGCUCAAACCAGGCGUUGCUAAGAAAUACAAGAAAGAAAAGGCGCAAGAGUUGGCAAAGAAAUUGAGCAAAAAUCGAAAUAUCAUAAAAAUGGAUGACUCGAGUUUCAAAGCUCCAAAGUCGUCUACAGCUUUCUUUAAUCAACUACAAGAUGAAGUGAAGAGUCACAUUAAAGCAAAGAUUGCAACAGAUGACAAGAAGAAACAAAAAAAUGUUUUAUCUGCGAUAAAAUUAAAGUUAUAAUUUUUGUACAAAGUUAUUUAAAUACAAGUUAAAAAUGUUGUAUAAUUAACAUUUGAUUUCUAGCCUGCCCCUAAGAUUCAUUUUACUUUCGUUUUACUUUCACUCAAUAGAAUAAUAAGAAAGGAAUUUCAAAUAAUAGAGGAGAAAGGAUCAUAGAAUGCUUCAGAAAUAUGUUUCGAAGUUUAAUCAGUUAUUUGCGUUAUACAUAUUGAUGCCUUCGUCGACUUCAAUAUGUUAAUUAUUGUCAAUAAUCGUAGCUACUUUCGACAAAGGAUGAUUAAAAAGAAUUAUACGUGUAAUGUAAAUUUUUAUAUAUAUUAGUGACAAAUGUUCCCAAUUCAUCAUGAUAUGCUGCAACUGUUCCUUUGAUCUACUUAAUAAGAAUUUGCUAGACAUGUACAUCUACAAUGCACUAAAUCACACGUGGUUAUUUAUAAAUGCAAUUAUGUUUUCGUAUGUGUAACGUUAUCUAUAUUUUUCUUUAGAAAUAUCUAAAAAUGGUGUUUCUGCUUUUUUGUUUUGCACAGAGAAGCAAAGUGGAUUAUAUAAUUUUUUUUUUGUACAUCACUGUUGUUGAGUUCAAACAAUGCUUUCCUUUCAGCGUCGAUUUUGACGAUUGCACUAUUUAUAAUUACAAAGAUCUAAAUUAAAAUAAUUAAGCUAACCUUAGAAAUCUAACGAUAAGCUUGUAUUAAAAUUACCGUAAUUUAUGUGAAUUUGAUUGAGAAGUUUCUUUUAAAAAAUACUUUGUUUCACUUUUUCUUUUUUCACCUUAUCGUUUAAAAUGCAUCUCUUUGAACGUUCAUCGAAGUGCGCUAGUUUCUUUGAAACAAAACCGCUACUACGUAAAAAAGGAGAGAAAUCACUCCUUAUUACUUAUUAAUAAGCACAGAUGAGGCGUUAAAAUUCUAUAAAAAUGUAAAGUGAUAAUAACCGUACAAAAUACAUGCAGUUCCAUGCACAAUAAACGUGUUCGUUUGGAAUCUUAAUGAAGCGUUACUUUUCCUCGAACAAUUACAAAUCUUACACACAUUUUUGUUUCUUUUCUUUUUUAUCCAAAAUUUUAUACAUAUACUUACAUCCAUUUAACAAUAUUCUCGAUAAAGUUCUAGUUUUUCCUAUUACCAUACCGUCCUUGAAAUGUCAUGUACAAUUUAAAUAUAACUUACGCUACUAUAUUUGCGUUCUUUUUUUAAAACAGUGGAGGAGAAUUCAUUUCCUAACUUGCACUGCUUUCAUCAAAACUACUUCCUCUAAAUUCAGAUCAACAGAAGGAAAUGAUCAUCCACUAAAUACAACUUAACCUACACUUGAGUUGUAAAAAGCAAGAAAAA
This is a messenger RNA of Heterotrigona itama, 3388 nucleotides long. The record is from the annotation of a GenBank genome assembly. Lineage: Eukaryota; Metazoa; Arthropoda; Insecta; Hymenoptera; Apidae.